Messenger RNA from Ricinus communis (castor bean), 2518 nucleotides. RefSeq names its product probable polygalacturonase. NCBI's taxonomy places the organism in Eukaryota, Viridiplantae, Streptophyta, Magnoliopsida, Malpighiales, Euphorbiaceae. Gene Ontology annotation, molecular function: polygalacturonase activity. The transcript has 6 exons. The record is from RefSeq and is a predicted model, not a curated record. Gene Ontology annotation, biological process: carbohydrate metabolic process. The coding region runs from base 835 to 2235 and encodes 466 amino acids.
UAAGUUUUUAACUGAAAUCUUGAAAUUGUAACAGGAAAAAAGGAAGAGAACAGAGAAGAAGCACAUGAAGAAGAGAGAGAUGUCCCAAAUGCAGUACAUGGAAACUUAGCUCAAUAAUCUCUCUUCUAUUAGAUUGGUAUCUAUAAUCUGUCUCUAAGAAAAGAAAAGAAGAAUCCAACUUUUGAUUGGUAACAGUUAAAAACAGAAUCAAGAAACACUCGAACAACGACAGUCUCUCACUUACAGAGAGAGACACAAGCACUAGUCUUCUUGAAGCUAAUCAAUAACUAUAUACAAAACCCAACCCAGCUUCGACUUCAUCGAGUGUUUUGCCACUCUGUUUGCCUUUUUGGGUUGUCCAAGAUUUUCGGUCUCAGAGUAUAAUCUUGAACAAGAAACAGAGAAAGAGAGAGAGAGGAAAGUAGUAAUGAGGUAAUGCGAGAGAGAGAGAGAGAGCAGGUGAAGGAACAAGGGGGACCUACUGCUUGAUUUUUGGCUGGCAGCAACGGUCACUGUCAAUGAUUUUUUCUUCUUUGGGUGGUGUUGGUGGUUUCUCUCAAUAUCUAAAUCACUACUGAUCAUUAAUCACACUCGCAUUAACUCACAUACACUUGCAAAAAUAUUUUAUGCUUAGGUGAGGAGAUCUUGGUGGCUGAUCAAGAAUCAAGAUCCCUGCCCUUCUCCCAUCUUUAUCAACCUUUCUUUCUCUCUUGUUUUGAGCCAAUUUCGCUAUCUGCCAAGAAAGAAGGUGAUAAUUUAAAGCUACUUUCUUUUUUUGCUGCUUGGCCUCUAAAGGAAAAAAAAGAAGAAGAAGAAACUACAGAUUUCAGUCAUAUGAGGAGAUCUUCUACUCUAGUGGAUUUGCUUCUGGUACUUGCACUGUUCAGUGAUGUUACAUGGCAUAUCAGGGGCAGUUCACAUUGCAAACGGGCUAAUUCUGCCGAUAUUCGGCCUCACAGCGUCACUAUUACAGAAUUUGGUGCAGUUGGAGAUGGGGUAACGCUCAACACCAAAGCAUUUCAGAAUGCUAUCUUUUAUCUCAAUUCAUUCUCUGAUAAGGGUGGUGCCAAGUUGUUUGUCCCAGCUGGCCGGUGGUUGACAGGAAGCUUUGAUCUUAUCAGUCAUCUGACAUUGUGGUUAGAUAAGAAUGCAGUGAUUCUUGGAUCAACUAACUCUGAUGAUUGGCCAGUUGUUGAUGCUUUACCAUCAUAUGGCCGAGGGAGAGAGUUGCCUGGUGGGAGGCAUCGAAGCCUCAUUUAUGGCCGCAACUUGACAGAUGUUGUUAUAACAGGCGACAAUGGAACUAUUGAUGGUCAAGGCAGCAUCUGGUGGACAUGGUUCAAGACUGAAUCCCUGAAUUAUACGCGGCCCCAUCUGGUUGAGUUAAUGAACUCAUCUGGGAUAGUUAUCUCAAAUCUGACCUUCAUAAAUUCACCAUUCUGGACAAUCCACCCAGUUUACUGCAGCAAAGUUAUUGUCCAAAAUGUUACAAUCCGUGCUCCACUCGAUUCACCGAAUACAGAUGGGAUUGAUCCAGAUUCUUCUGAUGAUGUGUGCAUUGAGGACUGUUUCAUUAGCACCGGUGAUGAUCUAAUUGCGAUCAAAAGUGGGUGGGAUGAGUAUGGCAUAUUAUAUGGUCGUCCUUGCAGAAACAUUACUAUCCGCCGCCUAGUUGGACAAACCCGAUCAAGUGCAGGGAUUGCAAUUGGAAGUGAGAUGUCAGGAGGUGUAUCGGAAGUUCAUGCUGAAAAUAUCCUCUUUUACAAUUCAAAUACAGGUAUUAGGAUUAAGACAUCUCCUGGAAGGGGUGGCUACGUGAGAAACAUUUAUGUAUCAAAUGUAACCUUGAAUGAUGUAAACAUAGCUAUAAGGUUCACAGGUAAUUAUGGGGAACACCCAGAUGAGCAUUAUGAUCCAAAAGCUCUUCCAAUCAUAGAACGGAUAACCAUUGAACAUGUCAUGGGAGAUAACAUCAAGUAUGCAGGCAUUCUAGAUGGUAUAGAAGCAGACUCUUUUGUCAACAUCUGCCUAUCAAACAUUUCGCUCAAUGUUACCUCCAAGUUUCCUUGGAACUGUUCAUAUAUCCAAGGAUAUUCUGAGUCAGUUUCCCCAGAAAUCUGUGAGCCUCUAAGGGAGAGCAUCCCCCCUGAUCAUUACUCCAAUUGCUACCAUCUAUCAAAUUAUUUGCUGAACUCAAGAAAUCAAAACAGAGGUACUUGGUUGCUAUCUUGGUAAAUUUAUGGAAAGCUAGUAUUUGUUCGGUGGUCAAUUCAUCUGCGUUUGUGAAUGCUCAAUUUAGUUGAAAUUUUGAUUCUUGCCAUUUCUCAACACAACUGCUCAUUGCCAUGGAGAAGAAAUGAUUUGCCUGACAUAAGAUUCAAGUGAAGUUGAUGAUUUGUUGUUGUUAACUUGUGAGAGAGCAUUGAGAAAUGAUUUUUUUCCUGUAACUUUGUGUGCAGUAACAAAUAAUUGAGUGAUUUAUCAAAUAGUGAAAAUAGAAUGAGCUUUAUAUCUUCAA